GUCACCGGAGGCGAAGUAGUCUAUAAAGUAAGGUCACUUAGUUAAAUUAAAGCCAUAGAGUUGAGCCCUUUUAAUUUUUUUCCUUCCAUUAUCAAAACAUCAAGCAAGUCACAGUCAGAGUCAGAGUCUUGAGACACAGACAAACAUGGAAUCCAACGAGUUUGAACAUCGUAACAUUCUCUGAUCUUUGAAAGUUGCUGUGUUUUGUUGUUUUGUUUUAGUUGUAGAAGUUACUUUUAAAGUGAGUUUGAAACUGGGUUUAGUUUAAUUGUGUUGUUUUUAGUGUUUGAUAAUUUAGAUUUGUGAGUUGAUUUGGUGGAAAUGGAAGUCUUACUCUUACUAGAAAGUUGUUAUCUUGAAGGAGUGUGGGAAUAAUAAUAAUAAGAAGGAGUUAGAUUGGUUAGAGUUGGUGAAAGUCGAAAGUGGAGUUACUAGAAAUGGGUUUGUUACUACUUCUAUGUUCCACGGGGCCACCCAUAAAACGGAGGGCUGGGUUGAGGAUAAAACAGGCGGGACGAGGUUCAUAUCGUGGUAGCUAGAGAAGAUUGUAGUGGUCAUUUUUGGGUAAAUUGCUUUUAUGUGUUAGAAAUCUUUGUGUUUUUCUCUUGAGUUCAUCAGAUGGGGACUGCUGCUUUGAGGCAAUUAUUCAAGAGUUUUUGCACCAAUUUAUCUUGGAAUUAUGCUGUGUUUUGGAAGCUCAGCCAUCAGGGUCAAAUGGUCUUGAGCUGGGAAGAUGGGUUUUGUGAUUUUCCUGUAAUGAAUUACUGUACUGGUGGUAAUGAAUUAUUUUCUUCACACUGUGAAACAAGUGUACAAGAUGGUGAUUAUGGGGGAUAUUCAAUUGGGUUAGCAGUGGCUAACAUGUCAACUCUUCAUUAUACAUUGGGAGAGGGGGUUGUUGGAGAAGUGGCUAAUUCAGGGAAUCAUUUUUGGUUUUUUAAUGAUAACGUUUCUUCCGGCAAAAUCAAUUCUAACUUAGUUCCAGAGUGUCCUGAAGAAUGGCUGCUUCAGUUGGCAUUAGGUAUCAAGACUAUUUUGCUGGUACCUGUACUUCCGCAUGGAGUUCUCCAGCUUGGCUCUUUAAAAGUGGUUGCUGAAGAUCGGGCAUUGGUAGCAUAUAUCAAAGAUAGAUUCAUGUUUCACAAUACUGGGAGAAAUUUUGUACCUUCUACCUUAGGCAGAGAGAUUCAAAAUCAAUCAUCAUCAGCCCUACUGCCCAGUAUCAUCAAUAGCUUAGAUAAACCAUCAGCUUCUACUGUUUGCCCAACCAAAUCUGAAGAUUCAGAUACUGUUGACACUGGCGAGCCAAAUAAAAUUGUGCUGUCAUCUUUGGAUCAGGUUGUGCCACUGUUAACUUUGCAGGAUGCACUUCAAGUAUCUGGGGAGGACCUCUCGGGGACUUUCAUUAGUGAGACCAAGCCACUAGUUGGCUUCAAUAAAGAAUCAGAAUCACCAAGUUGUUUUAUUGAUGCCAAUGAGUUAGAGUUAGUGGAGAGUAAGUUGUUUGGAUUAUCUUGUCUGGAAGAAGAAUUACAGGCAUAUUUUUCAUAUGAUAAAUACGACAUGGAAGUGUUAGGAGAACUGUAUAGCGGAGCUCUGAAUUCUUAUCCUGCUGGAGAUACAAUGGAACAGCUAUCUGAAAACGAGAUCCUAAAUGAUACAGUUCACAACAGUUCAGCCAGUUUCCUUAGCUUCCCCCAGGAUUGUGAGUUACACAAAGCACUUGGACCAACUUUUGAAAGACAUGCCAAUGAAUAUUUGUGGAACUCGUCUUUCUCAGUGGAUAAGACAUGUAACAGCUCAAGUUUUGUCUCCAAUAGGAUUCUCUCUAAUGGAUUUGAGCCAUCACGGUUUGUGAAAGAAGGUGAUACAGAAUAUCUGUUGGAAGCUGUUGUUACCAAUGCAUGUGGUGAUUUAGAUGAUACUUCUGAUAUAUGUGAUAGUGUCAAGUCAUCUUUAACUUCGUUGGGGCAAUUUGUUUCUUCAUUGCAACCACAAAGCGAAUACGAGGCAAGUGUGUUGAUUGGCGAUGAUUCAGUUUCCCGGAGCCAUUUCACAUCCUCAUGUAUUGCUCUUGAGAGAAAUGAACACUCUCCAAGUUUAACAACUAUCAAGAGUACAAUGGGCACGGUUAUUGACAAAGAAAAGCUGGAAAAAGAUUCCAAGUACAUGAAGCCCAAGAAGGAAUCAAAGCCAUCCCCUGUCAGCAAAAAAAGGGCUAGGCCAGGUGAUAACCAAAGACCAAGACCUAGGGAUAGACAGCUGAUCCAGGACCGGCUCAAGGAACUGCGGGACCUUGUUCCAAAUGGCUUGAAGUGUAGCAUAGAUGGCCUCUUAGAUCGAACCAUAAAGCAUAUGCUGUACUUGAGAAGUGUAACUGACCAGGCUGAGAAGUUGAGACAAUGGGUGUACAACGAGAUGGGUGCCCGCAAGGAUUUAAGAUCAUCUGAAACCUCAGAUAGAAACCAAAAUGGGACAACUUGGGCCUUUGAUUUGGGAAACGAUGUCUUGGUUUGCCCCAUAGUUGUUGAGGAUCUUGCAUACCCAGGACACAUGCUUAUAGAGAUGCUAUGCAACGAGCACUGUCUGUUUCUUGAGAUUGCUCAGGUGAUUCGCAGUUCUCAAUUAACCAUCUUGAAGGGUGUAAUGGAAAGUCGUUCAAACAACACAUGGGCUCAUUUCAUUGUUGAGGCAUCCAAGGGAUUUCACAGGACGGAUAUUUUCUGGCCUCUGAUGCACCUCUUGCAGCGCAAAACAGAUUCCAAGAUUUAACGUCCUAGGGCUGUUCUAAAAAAAAUUUCAAUUCACAAAUAUCUUUGGAUUGCUAAGUUUUAGAGUGAGAAACCUAAUGAACAUCUAUUGUAUUAAUACAGAGUUGUAUUAUGUGUACAAAGUCAGCAAAUUUCCACUGCAAUCUACUUUAAACUAAA
Molecule: messenger RNA, 2930 nt
Organism: Pistacia vera
Lineage: Eukaryota; Viridiplantae; Streptophyta; Magnoliopsida; Sapindales; Anacardiaceae
Product: transcription factor EMB1444-like
Exons: 10
Coding region: 619-2772 (717 amino acids)
Biological process (GO): regulation of DNA-templated transcription
Molecular function (GO): DNA-binding transcription factor activity; protein dimerization activity
Source: RefSeq, a predicted model, not a curated record